This is a messenger RNA of Suncus etruscus (white-toothed pygmy shrew), 833 nucleotides long. RefSeq names its product peptidylprolyl isomerase C (gene PPIC). The record is from RefSeq and is a predicted model, not a curated record. Gene Ontology annotation, biological process: protein peptidyl-prolyl isomerization; protein folding. The transcript has 5 exons. NCBI's taxonomy places the organism in Eukaryota, Metazoa, Chordata, Mammalia, Eulipotyphla, Soricidae. Gene Ontology annotation, cellular component: intracellular membrane-bounded organelle. Bases 27 to 662 code for a protein of 211 amino acids. Gene Ontology annotation, molecular function: peptidyl-prolyl cis-trans isomerase activity.
CCCGCGCCCCGCGCCCCGCCUGGACCAUGGGCCCGCGCUCCGGGCUGCCUUGGCCUUGGCCGCUGCUGCUGCUGCUGCUGCUGGUCGCGGGGCCCGGCGCCUCGGGCGUGCGCAAACGGGGCCCCACGGUGACGGCCAAGGUCUUCUUCGAUGUGAGAAUCGGAAACAAAGAUGUGGGCAGAAUUGUGAUUGGUCUCUUUGGAAAAGUGGUCCCCAAGACGGUGGAAAAUUUUGUCGCUCUGGCCACUGGAGAGAAAGGUUAUGGAUACAAAGGAAGCACAUUUCAUCGCGUCAUCAAAGAUUUCAUGAUCCAGGGCGGAGAUUUCACCAGGGGAGAUGGCACUGGUGGAAUAAGCAUUUAUGGGGAGACGUUCCCCGAUGAGAACUUCAAGCUGAAACACUAUGGCAUCGGUUGGGUGAGCAUGGCCAAUGCAGGGCCCGACACAAAUGGCUCCCAGUUCUUUAUCACCUUGACCAAGCCCACCUGGCUGGAUGGCAAACACGUGGUCUUUGGGAAAGUCAUCGAUGGGAUGACUGUGGUCCACUCCAUAGAAUUUCAGGCUACCGAUGGGCAUGAUCGUCCGCUCACUGACUGCACCAUCAUCAACAGUGGCAAGAUCGACGUGAAGACACCCUUUGUGAUCGAGGUCCCUGAGUGGUGACGCUGCAGCACCAGACGCACACUUGGCAGGCCUUUCCGUGGGACGAGCUUCCACGUCAACUUUCGCUUUGUUUCUCUUCGUCUCAGAUCAGAAGAAAGUUCUCAACAAUCUACCACUCCGGGCUUAGUUUGCAUCACUUCUGAGUGAAUCCCUAAAUAUUUAGGAACUUAG